Messenger RNA from Ciona intestinalis (vase tunicate), 2828 nucleotides. NCBI's taxonomy places the organism in Eukaryota, Metazoa, Chordata, Ascidiacea, Phlebobranchia, Cionidae. The record is from RefSeq and is a predicted model, not a curated record.
AGGUUAUUUAAAUAUUAUGUGCUAAAGGUGUCCCAUCUCCCCCCAUCCUACUAUAUUCAAAACUGUAUUUUGAAAGCAGUGCUUCGAAUUAUGUGAGUUUAGAAACUGUUAAUGCUGCGUUGUGUGUAUUAAAAUGGCGGCGUAUUCGAACCACGGUUCUAUGAGCGAACCAAACUCACCGAACGAAGAAUUCAACCACAGCAACCUUAGACGAAAACUGUCUAAAGAAGAAGUAGUUCGAAAGAAAUAUACAGUCUUAAAAAAACUUACGCGGAAAAGGAAACCCACAAGUGUGCCUGUGGAUAUUAAUAACCCUGAGAGCCCGAGUUCGAACGAACACUCCCCACUGGAAUGGAAUGAAAGCCCUGAUUCCACAGAUGCUGCUGCAGCGUCUUUAGCAACUGCGUUACCGUCCCUGCAACUAGCCAGCACGCAGAAAGACGAGUUGCAAACUAAGUUGUAUUCGGACGAAUCGUUUAGCUCAAAUUCCCAAAAUUCUGCAGUCAGUUCUUCUUCUUGUGAGAAAGUUGAUAAUCUCAUAUAUUCCAACAUAACACGUGAAACAAAAGAACACUGUCCUAAAAUAAGCGACCAAGAACCAGAGAAUAUUUCGCGCGAGCACAGUAGCCCGGAAGCACCCUGCGUGUUUGUCGAAAUGAAAGAUCUCUUUCAGCGGCCUCUCCUCGCAACGAAAAGUCAGUGCAAAUUAAAAUGUUGUUGCGAUUCUAAUGAUAGUAAAGAAACAACGAAGCAAGAAAACGGUUCGAACACAAAAGACAACAAAGGUUGUGAAACUGCUGGUUCAGUUCUUCAACCUACGGAUGUUCCUCACAAUAACAAUACAGAGGGAAGUAACGGGGAGAGUUCACUUUACAAAUAUUUUGACCCAUGCUAUCCUACUGUUAUACAGGACUCCAUUCGAGAGAUGGCACAGGAUUCGCGGUUUACUGACGUCAUAAUAGAAGUGGAAGGACACAGCUUUCGUUGUCAUCGUAUUAUUUUAGCAGCUAGUAGCCAAUACUUCAGGGCGAUGUUUUGCGCAAGUUAUCGAGAAAGAGACCAAUCCAGUGUUGAAAUUAAAGGGGUCACCAUUGAUGUUAUGAAAGUAUUGAUCAGAUACGCUUACACCUCGUACCUUGAAAUAAACACCGAAAAUGCUCAGACUGUAUUAGAGGCUGCAAGUCUUUUACAGUUCACCCGGGUUAUGGAAGCUUGUGCAAACUACUUCGCAUCGCAACUUUCCAUAGAAAACGCACCAGGUAUCAUGGAACUUGCACAGAGACAUAGUCUCACUGAGUUACAGCAGCUCGCUACUCUGGAAUGCGUCACACAUUUUAGCAAUCUGCGCAGUAGCUCAGAUUACUUGUGCAUGUCUUCCCAACUGUUCGAAGUCAUACUAAGUAGAGACGAUCUCAAUGUUGCAAAUGAAGAAGACGUGUUCGAAGCUGUAAUGUUUUGGUGUCAACAUGACACAGGGAAAAGAAAGUCGGAAUUGCCAAACCUUCUGCGCCACGUAAAACUACCCCUAAUUAAUCAGAACUACUUCGUACGUCAUGUUGAAACAAACGAGUUGAUUCGUUGCAAUGAGGAAGUCCAUGAUAUGAUGAUGGAAGCACGCAGAUACCACACUAUUGGUGGUGUAACUGAUAGAAAAGUAAUACCAAGGCACAACACUACGUUGCACCAGGUUUUUGUAACCGUUGGUGGAUGCAACAACCGUGACAGCUUCAUCGACGAAGUUUGCGUUCUCGAUUUCCAACAUAAAACCCGGGCAAGUUUGUGCCAGCUGCCUAACACUAAGUAUAUGGUGCAAGCCGGUGAUGGUGUGGUUUUAGACGUUGGGUUAGAAGGUGGCGAAAAAGCUAAAUGGGCGGAGUUUGCUUGCACGGCGUGGAGAAAUAACUUGGUCAUAUCUGGCGGAAAGGAAACAAAAAAGGAAACGUGGAUGUACAUUAUGUCGCUUCGAAGGUGGGUUCAAAUGGCUUCACUCAAUACUGGGCGAUGGCGCCACCGUAUGGUUGUCUGUAUGGGUGAUAUCUAUGUUGUCGGUGGAUAUGAUGGCUUACUGAGGGUUGACAACCUUGAGAAAUACGACGAGAGGGAAAACCUAUGGAUUGAGCGACGAAAUAUGCGAGAGGCGGUGAGUUCAGCAGCAGUUUGUGAAAGCGAGGAUCGCAUUUACGUCGUGGGUGGUGGACCAAGUGUUCGGAUAUCAACUGAAAAAGUGCAGGUGUAUGAUCCGAACACCGAUGAUUGGAGACUUAGUACCCCAAUGCCCGAUGCUGCAAAAUGCUUGAGCUCAAUUGCAUUACGAGGGAAGAUAUACGUGGUAGGUGGAACGCUGAGGUAUAUCUUAUGCUUUGACACAAGAGAAGAAAUCUGGUCCAAGAUCGGAGAAGACCUAUCAUGCGCACGGGCGAGCUGUGGUGUGACGUUGUGCAAUGAUAAAAUCUUUAUCGUUGGGGGUCGGGACGAAAGCGGGAAGGCGCUUGUUAGUGUGAGCUACUUAGACCCUGAGACACACAAGCUUCGAUUGGAAUGUAACAUGCCCACACCUAUAUCUCAUCAUGGCUGUGUUACAUUACAGAAACUUGAUAAACUACGUUCAAAGACGGUCUAAUUUUUGCCAUUUACAGAUACAUUUUACUUUUAUAUUCAGUUAAUUUGGAAGUAUUUUACAGCAUUCUAUUUUUUAUGUCAUAUAGAAAUCUAGAUCAAGAUUAGAGUUAAAUUUAAAACAUGCGCUUUUUAAACGUUGUGUCGCAGUAUACAGUGUUAGUUAUUCAAUACAACAUAUCAUUUUGUCGGUUGCCUUAAGGGUGUUAAAA